AUGACUAUGUUCGCAAACUACAACAAAAAAUUAAUAAAAUUAGAAGAGUUAUUAAAAGAUGCUGCAUUAGAAAAAGAAGUUAAUAAAAAAUUAAAUUAUAAUUUUCAAAAAAUAGAAAAUCAAAAUAUAAUGGUUUCGAUAAAGGAUUUUGGGUAUUUAUCUUUCCCAUGCAGUAUUUCACAAACUAGAGAGUUAAUCGAUAAACAUGUAAUUAAUAAUAAAGAUAUUUCCAAUAACAUAUCGAAUAGUAGCCACAGUAAUAAUAGUUCACUUUGCCCUAUGAAGAUUUCAAACAUUUUGAAUAAUGAUAAUGAUAAUGAUAAUAAUGAUAAUAACUGUAAUAAUAUAAUAAAUAAUAGUAAUAAUGAAAGCAAUGUAUGGAAAAUUUAUCCAGAUUUAGUCAGUAUAGAAAGUAAAUCAUGGUCAUCAACAUUAGAGAUGAUACUGAAUGAUAGUAAAAAAAAACUAGAUAUGUCAGAAGAUAAAAUUGUUUUACAAUUAAAUAAAAUGUUAAUUUUUUAUAAUGGUGGUUCUGAAAUACAGUCUCGACGGGAGAUAGAGGAAGAGAAAGAUAGUUCUAAUAUUGUGGGAACGUUAUUAGUUAUUUUACAAAGUUAUAAUCAGGGAGGUCAAUUAAUAAUUAAACAUGGUGAUCAAUUUGAAUCAAUAGAUUUAGGUAGCCCAAAAAUAUCAAGUAUUCAGUAUGCAGUAUUCGGAAAUGACUAUAGUUUUGAAGUUAAACCAACACCAAUGUCCCAUAGAUUUUGUUUGGUUUAUAAUUUAGUUAAAACUGGUAAAAGAUAUUUAUCAAGAGAUGGUCAAUUAAAAAACAAUUCGACACCACUAAAAGAAAAUAGAAAUAGGGAGCUUGAAAAGGAAAUGAAUGCUCAAUUAGAGGAAAAUGGAAAAUUAGCUUAUGUGUUAUCUCGUAAAUAUAAUAGUUUCAAAAAUUUUAAUGAUGAGGAUAAAAAGGUUUUAGAUAGGAUACUGUCAAUUGAAAAGAGUUGUAAUUUGUUAGUUCUCCUUGCCAAACUUUGUGUUAUCGAAACCAAUGAGAUCAGAAUAUCAUCAUUACACAAGUUUUUAGAUCAAAAAAAUAACGAAUUAGAUAUAGAACCAGUAAAUAUAAAAUUAAAAAAAGAAGUUUUACCUCAAAAUUCAAUUAAAGAGGUUUUUAGUAUUUCAAAUAAAGGUUAUGUAGCAUCAGUAUUGGUUAUUAUCAAAAAAAACACAAGUGGAAAGAAUAAGCCAAUUAUACUAGGCUCAUAUAGUUUUGAAGUGUUCCCAAGUGCCUUUGACAAAUUACUUCGUCUGGAUCGUAAAAAUAAUAUCGAAACUGAUACCGAUGAAAAUUUAGAACUAUUGGAUCAUUAUCAUUACCAAAGCCCAAAUUAUAUCCCGACAUUAAUACAAAACCCAAUAAUUACAAAUUUAGUACACAAAUACCUUCCAUCAAAAGAUAGUAGAAUAAAAAGAUUAUUAUUUCAAAGGGUUGGAGAAGAUUCAAAACUUUUUCUUAAUAAUUUAAAAAAGCUUAAACCAUAUUACACAGCAAAUCAAUUUUUAAACACCCUCAAUGAUAUAUUUUCAAAGUUACCUGAAGAUUUUUUACAAAAAAUUGAAAUAAUCCUCAACACAAUCGACCAAAAAGAAAUUGUAUAUAUUUUUAAAAAUAACCCAGUUCAAUUAGUAAAUUAUUUAGAAGAAAUUUUGAGUAGUUUAGACAAAGACGAAUUAUUCGAAAUAUUUAAGAGUAGACCAAAAGAAUUUAUUCAGAAUAUUGGCCCGAUACUCAAAAAAACUAGGUUCAAUAAAAACCAAAUCAUGACAAUUUUUAAUAGUGAAACGUCCAACUAUAAUCCUGGCGAAAUGUUUAAUAUAAUAAACCAAAAUCGAGCCCAAAGUCCAAUAUUUAAUGACGAAUUUAUUAUACAUUAUAUCAAACUAAAUCAAAGUUUUUUCCUCCCCACUUUGAAGAAUAAUACAAAGGAUAUUAAGAAUUAUAUAGAGCCAAUAUUAGAUAUUUUUCCAGAUUUUAUUAAUAGCUACAAAGAAACAAUAGAUAAUUUAAUUGAUAAACACACAUUAAGCAUAGAUAUAAUAAACCCAAAACCAUUAAACGCAUCAUAUUAUAAAUUGUUAUUAGCAUACUGCAGUAUUCUUGGGAGGUAUAACAAUCAAUUAAAAGAAUUAAAAAUCAAACUACAAUUGUCAUUCUCAAAAUUGCUUUGUGAUCCAAUGGAAGAAAUGGUAGUGCACAUCACCACUUCAUCCCCUUUGAAAGAAAUUUGGGAUUUUAUAUACUCUAAUGGUAAUCAAUAUCUGGUAGAAAGCUACUGUCAAGGCAUUCAACUUAAAUUUUUUAAUAAAUUAAUUCAAGUUUUUAGAAUUGAGGAUUCAAUCGAUUCUUCUGAAGUAUUUGAAAAGUUAGUCGCUUUUAUUCAAAGUUCCUUCAACUCUAAUAAAAUACCAGAGUUUAUUAAAAACAUAAAAUUUUUCAACUUUAGAGCAUUUAUUGGGUUUUUAGAAGUGGUAAUGAAUCUAUAUAUAAGGAUGAAGAUAAAAUCUUAUUCAAUUAAUAUUAAAUUCACAUGCACACACAGACUGUGCAACUCUUGUCCCGAAUUAAACAAUUUUUUUAAAUGUAAUUGGAAAAGAAGCUAUCAAUGGUGCGAUCUUGGUGUCAAUAGCGAAAUUAAAACAAGAGAGCUUUUGUUAUUCCUCAAGGUACAUUCGAAUCUUUUACGUUUUGAAGAACUCAAAAGCAAACACAACAAAAAAUGCUUUUUAAUCGAAAAAGAAGAAACUUGUUUUUCAAAAUUGGUGACACCAUUUGCAGAUCCAAAAUAUAGUAAUAAUUUAUCAAUAUUACUUAAAAUAUCAAAAAUAUGUGCUCCAGAUUAUUUUAUAGGCGAUCGAAUUAAAAAUAUAGAAAAUGUUUUACUAUUAAAUAAAUAA
Molecule: messenger RNA, 2958 nt
Organism: Dictyostelium purpureum
Lineage: Eukaryota; Evosea; Eumycetozoa; Dictyosteliales; Dictyosteliaceae
Exons: 2
Coding region: 1-2958 (985 amino acids)
Source: RefSeq, a predicted model, not a curated record